Messenger RNA from Perca fluviatilis (European perch), 6640 nucleotides. RefSeq names its product kinetochore scaffold 1 (gene knl1). The transcript has 32 exons. The record is from RefSeq and is a predicted model, not a curated record. The coding region runs from base 280 to 6531 and encodes 2083 amino acids. NCBI's taxonomy places the organism in Eukaryota, Metazoa, Chordata, Actinopteri, Perciformes, Percidae. Gene Ontology annotation, biological process: cell division; protein localization to kinetochore; attachment of spindle microtubules to kinetochore. Gene Ontology annotation, cellular component: nucleus.
UGGCUAGCUAACUGAAGCAGCGGAAUCGAGAAAGUAGAAUAGUGGAAUGCGCAUGCGUGGAGGCGGCUAAAUUCAAAACUAAAGACGUUAGCAUUACAUCUGACCGAGGCUCGUUGACGUUAGCUGGAGCUUGCAGGUUCGCACAUCGACCGAGCUAAACAUAAUCGACAUGAAAAGUAUUUUAAGUUAACGUAAAUUAAGAAAAACACAACCGUAUCCGUGGUAAAACACGAGUAGCUAAUUAAGCUCAUUACAAAUAGCUACAACUACAAGUUGAAAAUGGAGCCUCUGGAUCCUGCCAAGAAUGAUGAAGGCAGUGGAUUCACCAAGCGCCGCAUUUCUUCGAUUUUGAAAGCUCCACAGAGAUCAUCAAUGAAAUUCUCUGAACCAGUGCAACAGGAAAAUGUGGUGGAAUGUGCCAAACCAGUGGAAAAGAGGAAUUCAAGAAGAGUCAGUUUUGCCCCUGCCAACAAUGUUCUCCUGUUCUCAAAGGAUGGAAAAAAUGCCUCGCCUGCCAAAAGUCCUUUACAAGAGUUAAUAACAACAGCGGCAGCCACAAUAAAUAGGGUCCAGGUGGCAGUCACUGAAGAUGGGAUUCAACAAAUUACAGGAAUGGAAACUCUAUUGAAUGCUCCUCUACAUGCUUCUCAACAAGGGCAAAAGGUCAACUUUGAUACUGUGGGUGACUUAGGGGAGAAAACCGUGAUGUUUUCUGCAAAUGAUGAAUUCAUGGACAUGACCCACAGUCACACAAUAAACAUUGCCGGUGAUGCAGAAUUACUUGCAGAUAUUUCCCUCCAGAACUAUGACCCUUUACCCUCUAGAAGAGAGAAAACUGAGAUGUUCACUGUGAAUAAUGCAUCCAUGGCGAGAAACAUAUCCUCAUCGGUUCCUUCUUUGGAUCCUGAAUUUGAAAAAUUCCUCGCAAGUCACUCUAAACAAAGUGGCCCCAGCUCUAGUCCGGUCAUCACCAGAACAAAGCCUGCUUCUGGCACAUCCUCUGAAGAAGCAAACCGCUCUCUGGCCCAGAUUAAAACACAAAGGGCUGAUGUGGAUAAAGAAAAUCAGGCUCCAACUUCAGUUUCAGCUGUGAUGGAGAAGUCUUUCAAUACAUCCAGGAAGAUUGGUGAAUUAUCUUAUGGAAGUGCACUCUGUCCAGAAGAUGAUUUAAGCAUGGAUAUGACUAAAGAUCAGACGGACUGCAUGCUGGGAUUCGCUGAUGAUGAUCCCUUUCAGUGUCUUUUUCCCACACAAGAAAUGUAUUCCUGCUUUGACAACAAAGUGUCACAGACAGCACAGAAGCCCAAACAACCACAGAAAAGCAGUAAAACACUGGCAUCAUUCAACCCUAAAGAUAUGGCAUCCUUGAAGAAUCCGGCUGUACAUGCUUCUCAUCAAAGACGCAAGGCCAACCUUGAUACAGAAGAGGAUUGCAAAGAGAAAACGAUAAUGUUCUCUGCAGGUGAUGAGUUUAUGAAUAUGACUCAGAGUCACACUGUAAACAUUGCCAGUAGUUUAUUACCACCUCCGAACCAAAACUUGGACAUUGUUCACACUCGUGGAAAAAUGGACAAUGCUUCAUCUCUGGAGAGAAAGCGUGAGACGUGUGGUGCGCCUGGCUCGUCAGCUAAUGCUUUGGAUCUAGGAUUUGAAGACUUCCUUUCAAGUCUCUCUAAACCAGGCGCCUCCAGUGGUAAUCCUGCGAUUGCCAGAACGGAGCCAGCCUCUAAGGAAACCGUUGACACAAACUGCUCCCUGUCCCAGCUUCAAAGUAAUAUUGGGAAAGGACGUCAGUCCCUCAUUACAUCCAGGAGCUUUGAAAAAUCAUUUAAUGGAGGUACAAUCUGUCCUGAAAAUGAUGUGAGCAUGGAUAUGACUGAAGCUCAGACGGGCCGCAUAAUAGGGUUCACCGCCUCAGAUGAUCCUUUCCAGUUUCUUUUUCCCACACAAGACAUGUACCCCCACUGUGAAGGUCUGAAGAAACAAGAGAUGACUUCAGGACUGAAGAACAGCGAAGCACUAGGGUCAUCUAACCGUGCGGGUAUGGAAACUGCAUUGAAGCCAUCUUUGACAAAGGUGCAAAGAAAUCCGGUCAAAUUUGAUCUGGAAGAUGACUGCAGAGAGAAACCUGGGAGGUUUUCUGCAUAUGAUGCAUGUAUGGAUGUGACACAAAGUCACACUGUCAACAUUGCCACUGGUUUCGAGCUGCAAUCGUUUCAAAAUGUAGACGUUUUGCCUAUGUGUGGAGAGAAAACAUUUAGGCUCGCUGCAAAUGAUACCUCUAUGGAUAUGACCAAGUGCCUCACUGUAAAUAUUGCGGAAUCAGUUCUUCCUGUGAAGAAACAAGAUGAUGAGACAUGUGGUCUGCCUAGAAACAGAUCUUCAUCAGCACGCAGUGUGGAUCCAAGCUUUAAUAAGAGCCUCUCAAAACCAAGUGGGCCCAGUGUUAAUCCUGUGGUCGAAAGGAUGACACCUACAGCUGCACAACACAGCAUGGGAGACUCAUCGAAUGGAGUGACAAUCUGUCCAGAAGAUGAUGCAAAUGUGACUGAAGCUCAAACAGGCCGCAUUUUAGGACUCACAGAUACAGAUGAUACUCCUCAGUGUCUUUUCCCCACACAAGACAUUUACCCCCAAAGUGGUAGUUUGAAGAAAGCAGAGAUGACUUCACGACAGCAGCACAAUGAAACAGUGGGAACGUUCCGUAAAGGUAUGGAUACCUCAUUGGUGCAAAGAGAUCAGGUCAAGUUCGAUGCUGAAGACUUCCGUAUAGAGAAAACGGUGAAGUUUACUGCUGACGAUGCCUGUAUGGAUAUGACAAGAAGUCACACUGUAAACAUUGCGACUGAUUUAAAAGUGCAGCCACACCAAAAUCUGGACUUUUCCCCCGCUUUUGGAGAGAAGACCAUGAGAUUCAACACAACUGAUGCAGCUAUGGAUGUGACAAGAAGUCUCACUGUAAACAUUGCCACUGAUUUAAAACUGCAGCCACACCAAAAUCUGGACUUUUCCCCUGCUUUUGGAGAGAAGACCAUGAGAUUCAACACAACUGAUGCAGCUAUGGAUGUGACAAGAAGUCACACUGUAAACAUUGCCACUGAUUUAAAACUGCAGCCACACCAAUAUGUGGACUCCUUACCUGCUGGUGGAGAGAAAACAAUGAGAUUCAACACAACUGAUGCAGAUAUGGAUGUGACAAGAAGUCACACUGUAAACAUUGCCACUGAUUUAAAAGUGCAGCCACACCAAAAUCUGGACUUUUCCCCUGCUUUUGGAGAGAAGACCAUGAGAUUCAACACAACUGAUGCAGCUAUGGAUGUGACAAGAAGUCACACUGUAAACAUUGCCACUAAUUUAAAACUGCAUCCAUACCAAUAUGUGGACUCCUUAGCUGCUGGUGGAGAGAAGACCAUGAGAUUUAACACAACUGAUGCAGCUAUGGAUGUGACAAGAAGUCACACUGUAAACAUUGCCACUGAUUUCGAACCACCGUCACACCAAGAUGUGGACAUUUUACCUGCUGGUGGAGAGAAGACAAUGAGGUUCACUGACAAUGAUGCAGCUAUGGAUGUGACCCAAUGUCUCACUGUAAAUAUUGCCAGCAAUUCAGUAUCAGAUUCACUUCUUCCACACCGAGAUUCUAAUAUUUUAUUCACCCAUGAAGAUGUGGAUUUUCCUUUAUCUGCAAAGAAGACCCAUCGUCCGCGCGGAAACCAAUCUUCAUCUGCACACAUUUUGGAUCCAGGGUUUAAAAACUCCCUGUCUAGGAUGAGUGACCCCUGGGCCAGAGCAGUGGCUCCUUCUGCACCAUCCCCUCAAGAAACUCCAGACACAGAUGGCUUACUGGACCAACUUAAAACACAGAAGCCUGAUGUGGAUACUGAAAAGGUAGCUUUACCUUUUGUUUCUGCUGUCUUGGAGAGACCAGUGAAUAAAACCAUGACCGACGGUCCAGAGCACGAUGUAAGAAUGAAUAUGACUGAAGCUCAAACAGGCGCCAUUUUGGGACAAACGUAUACAGGUGAGCCACCUCAAUGCCUUUCUUCCACACAGGACUUGUACCCCAAUCCUGACCAUUUGAAGAAAACCGAGGCAGCUCCACAACAGAGAAAUGAAGCACUGGGAUCCUCCAACCCUGGCGGAGUGGAAAUCCCAAACCUUCUCAAUUCUCCUGACUCAGAUGAAACUGGCACCAGUAAGGAACCCAAAUCAAAAAAUCUGACUUGUACUUUAUCACAGAAGAUGGGGAAUUCACCUUGUGCUGUUGACCAUGAUGUUGAUACAGCGCCUUCACGGAAGUCCAAACGGAUGAGCUUAGCCGAUCUUAAGUCAAAAGUAAGGCGUUUGAGUCACAUGGUGAGUACAGCCCCUGAUAUUAUUGCCAUGGACAGCCGCACAGCACCCUUGCCUCACCUGGAACGGGACAUGGACAAAACCUCAAACGACAAAACCAAAUCCCUGCCUGUAACAGAGCCUCAACUUGAGAUGGGUUUGGUAAACACAGAAGAAAAUACACAAGCUCCAUGUCUUCUGCAAGGAGAGCAACCCUCUGCUACUACAACUCCUUUCAACUUGAAAACUAAACAACUUAUGUCCAGACUCUCAAUUGGAACCUUUAAGGCAAAACUCCCCCAAAAAAGCAAACCGGAUGAUCCAAAGAAUGGGAAUUCUGUGGACAAACCUCAAAGGACAGUCACUGUCAAUGUUACUAAUCAACUGAGCAACUUUGUCGAUGAUAUGAGUGAUAUUUACAAUGAAGAGCUUGGUAGCUAUGAAGAUAUGUCUGAAACCUUGGACAUAAUGAGUCCUCAGAAAGCCACUGAAAAAGUGAUUGCUUCCCAAGAGUUAGACAUGGAUGAGUGUUUAGAGCAAGAUAUAUCUGAAAAGGACUUUAUUAGUCCUGUCAGUGGAAAAAAGAGACCUGUGCCAGCAGAUGAAAAUAAUGUGGCGGAUGAGAAGAGACUGAAAGUAUCCACCGUGGCGACCACUGAUGUUGAAAUGGGAUUUCAGUCUCAUGUUGUGGAGUGUGACAGCAACGCUACUACAGUUCCAAGCAUGACUACACAGACCACAGAUUACUCUAACAGCAGUCACACAGCCAGCAUCAGAUGUGAAGCUACAUUUGAAUCAACUUACAAACAAAGCCUGUUUGAAUCCCAGCUGGAAGACUACGCCAAUGAUGUUCAGAGGAAACUCGAUGAUGGCACCAUUACAUUGUUAGAGUUCUUUCAACUCUUCAACAUAGACUUUGUCAUCCAUAAUCCUCGGCAAAGCAUCCUUCCUGGCAGACUUUUGUCAGACACAGAUCGCACACCGAUGGAUUUAUUGAAAGACAGGCACAUCAACCGUCCUAAACAGACGGUGUAUGAGACCGAUGUCCUCAACCUUACAGAGAUGGUGGAGGGGUUGAAGGAGCGAAUGCGGGACCUAGACAAACAACUGAAGAUUGUUAAUAGACCUUUGUGGGAAGAAGUGAGAAAUUAUUCAGAGAAAGAGCUCAAAUCUUUUGGUGCCAAACUAAAAGAGAGACAUAACCUGUUCAGAAAGUUGAGCAAAGUUCAGUCGCAUGAAAUGAAGGAGGUGUUGUACUCCAAUCUUGUGCAGGCUAAUCUGAAGGAGCAACAGAGGCCGAGAGGAAUGAUUGAGGAAGCAGAUGGGAUGAUAAAAAGCUUGGACGACUGUAUUCGUGAAUUAGAAACAGAACUUAUUGCCGUUGAAGAGAGAGGCUUCGAAGACCAACCAAGUCUGAAAUCACGUCGCAAAGAAAUGCAAAAAGUCACAGAGGCUUUGGAGGAUAAUAACCGACAAAUAUGUGAACUGGAGAUGCAGAAGAAGCAGACUUCAAAUAAACUGAGCAGGCUGAAAGUGGAGACGAGCAACCUUGAGAGCCACGUCACCGCACUGCACAUGGUAAAUGAAUGGAAGUUUGGGGAGAAGAACGACAACUGCAGUGUCUACACUUUCCUCUAUGAGACCUUGAUUCUACAGUUGGUGUAUGAAAAAUCCGAUGGAAAUGAUGCUGGUAAUCAGUCUGAGAGGAAAAUAUCGCACAUCACAUUGAGGCUUCAACUUGACGAUGAAAAGUCGCAGGGUAAUGCCCGCCUUGUUCACAAACUGCUCUCUCGGUACAUCGAGGGAGUCCCUGACUGGGUGGAGAAAUAUCCAACGAGCAGACAUGUUCCCCAGCUGCUCCAUGACGUCAGCCUGGUGGUGAGUCGCUGUCGUCUGCUGGGAGAGGAGUUGCGUCGGCUGAAAACGUGGGGAAGCGUGAGGCUCAACAUUCUCAACAUGAGCUGUGUGGACACUCGAGUGCACUUUGUCUUCAGCAGUCUCAAGACAUUUUCCCAGUUUGAGGUGAUCUUCUCGGUCAGUUUGAUCGGCCAGCCCUACGCCCUUCAGUUGCAGAGCUUUAAAAACAUGAUCGGAAACACAACGGUCCAACAGAUUGAGGAGAUUGUGUCGUCGUUCAGUCCAUCCAAGAACCUCCUGACGAAGAUCGUCAAAAAGAUGAAUGAAAAUCUGCUCUAUUAAGACCAACAUUUUUAUUCCAAUCGGUUGUAAUAAAAACAAUUUUGUACAUUAUGAAUGGAAAAAGUUUAACACAUAACUGGCUUUAAAGAAAAUAAAUGAAUAAUCUGUA